Penicillium verhagenii is the source of this 1416-nucleotide messenger RNA. RefSeq lists its product as uncharacterized. Gene Ontology annotation, molecular function: phosphopantetheine binding; catalytic activity. Gene Ontology annotation, cellular component: cytoplasm. NCBI's taxonomy places the organism in Eukaryota, Fungi, Ascomycota, Eurotiomycetes, Eurotiales, Aspergillaceae. Gene Ontology annotation, biological process: amino acid activation for nonribosomal peptide biosynthetic process; secondary metabolite biosynthetic process. Bases 1 to 1416 code for a protein of 471 amino acids. The record is from RefSeq and is a predicted model, not a curated record. The transcript has 2 exons.
AUGAACUUUAUCCUAGAUCCCACAGUCGCGGGAAUAUCUGCGCUGCUCUCUAGCGGUUACAACUCGCAGAAGCCAAAUGGCGACCGAAUUGAAGCAGAGCAAACGGGGGGAGCGAACUACACGGUUUACAAUAUUCCAGCAUCAUGUUUCGAAAGCUUGGGUAUUCCCACUACCGAGGUUAGCAAGGUAGCACCUACGGACCCAGAUCAAGAUUUCUAUUUCUCGGAGUCUGCAAAGGGCGUCCCUGGGUCAACAGUCUCAUUCGUAUAUGAGAUGAAAGGACCAAGCCUUCUGGAAAAACUGCAAAGGGCUGUUGACCUGCUGUCCAUUAAAAAUCCUGCUCUUCGCAGCACCUUUAUCCAAGUCGAGGACACCUACUAUCAGGUCCUGUUGAAAACGGGGAAUACCAAAAUUGUGCAUCAUUCAGAGGAUAUUAAGGAGUUCUUGACACAUUCAGUCAAGAGAAUUGUCCAUCCUGGCGAUUCAGUGACGCAGUACGCUUUGGUUCAGAAUCAUGGGAAGACAUUCUUUGUCUUCUCCAUUCUACACUCCUUUUUUGACGCUUUCUCUCGGACUAUCCUAGAGCGUGAUCUUCUUGAUGCACUGAAGAGCCCUGAAUUAUUCUUAGAACAAGCUGAGCGUCUAUGGUACGGCGAUUUUGUCGCCCAUAAGCAGAAAACGCUCGAUAAGCAAGCAAACUCCGCCUUCUGGGCGACAUAUCUUGGAAAUGCCUGUCUCGAGACCUUUUAUGAAGGGAAACCAAAACAACGUCACACAUUCGACUCGUCCCUGCGUGAGACUUUGCCCAACACCUUAGUCCAAGGCCGUUCCAUACACAUCGCAACCGCUGUACUUACAGCAUGGUCACUGACACUAAUGAGCGAAUCGGGUCAGAGAGAUGUCGCAUUUGCUAUUGUCGCGCUGGGCCGCCUAUAUCCAUAUGAGGGGAUUGAGCGAACCAUCGGGCUUUUUGUCAGGGAUCGUAUCUUCCGCUUACGGGCUACCUCCGAUGAAGUUGACAUUGGAUCCCUUCGUGGCUCGGUACAAGAGGACCUCGUCUCAACUGGCACUCAGGAGCACGGCAAGGUCGCCGGAAUUUUACCGGGUAUUGAUGGAGCCCCAGUCGCUCAGUCCUACAUCAACGUCAAAGCGGGAGGCUCCAAGUUGGAAAAUCAAUCUAUUAAUGGUCUUGUUCUAACGCCACGGCGCGAUAUGGAACAUUGGACGUUCUCCACAAGAUAUGCGAUUUACAUAGAAAUGUGGGUGUCUGAUGAUGGGUACGUAUUUGAAAUGCGCUACCAAUCGACUCUAGUGCCACUGGCGAGAGCUCAACGACUUUUUGCGGCUUUCAUCAAGACUUUGAAGUUGGUUGUGGGCUCUGACGAUGGCAUGAAACUUGGGGAUUUUGUUCUAUAA